Paramuricea clavata is the source of this 470-nucleotide messenger RNA. The record is from the annotation of a GenBank genome assembly. NCBI's taxonomy places the organism in Eukaryota, Metazoa, Cnidaria, Anthozoa, Malacalcyonacea, Plexauridae.
AUGUGCUCAGAAACAGAGCCAAGCUGGAAAGAUUGUCCGACGGAUGAAGUGAAAAAGCUCAUCGAUUGCAGUCAUUUUGGACUGACUAAAAUUCCACUAGACAUAUACGAUUCGUCUUGGAAUGAGAUGUGAGUGAAUUUAAAUAUAGGUGGGUUUUCACUAAAUGAGACAGUUUGGUACUCGUAUAAAUAUUAUUAUAUUGCAGCCGAUUUAGCAGAAAUCCUUUUACAUGCGACUGUACUAUGAAUACAUUUCUUCACGACGAGCGGUUUCCGGAGUAUUUACGGAGAACCAAAGAUCUAAAGAACGCAGAGUGCGCUCAGCCUACGAGCUAUGCAGGGGUGGGAAUAUUGAAGUUAGCUGAUGAUCCAACAUUUUGUAAAGAUGGUGGUGAAAAAAUCGAACAAGGUUUGAGAUUUGAAAUAUCUUUGAAACGUUUGGUAGCUAGUGACUGUACAGUCGUUAGAUAA